Molecule: messenger RNA, 2574 nt
Organism: Soboliphyme baturini
Lineage: Eukaryota; Metazoa; Nematoda; Enoplea; Dioctophymatida; Soboliphymatidae
Source: the annotation of a GenBank genome assembly
GUUUUGGAACUGAUGGAUACGUUGAACUUUUUGUAUCAAAAUCCGCUGCCAAACUGGAUAGACUUUUACUUGCAGCCUAAGAAGUUGGUCCCUCAUGUGCUCCAAAAGGAUGCAAUUCCGAGUGACAGCGAUCUUAUUUGUGAGUUCUGUGAGAAAGCAGAUCAAGAAAAGGCAAAUUCGGCCGUGCAGGAACUGCUGAAAGGACUGCUGUUGACAAGGCGGUUGCUAGAAGAACUGCUGUUGCUGACAUGGCACAAGCAAAACUUCCAAGAAGUACUGACGGAAGGUAAAGUAGCCGAUUCAUUGGAACCAACGCAGCGUUUCGCAGCACUUCUACUGGCCCGCUGGAUAUUGCAUACCGUCGUAUGCGAGUCGUUUCCUCAACCGCCACCGAAGCUGACCGUGUCUAACCCAUCCGCUCAAAUCGACCCAAGUCAGGUGAUGUCAGAAGCAAGGACAGCCACGUUACGUGAGAUCGGUCCACUUUGCUCGGAAUCCGUUGAACUUCUUGAACACGUCUCUCAGUCAGAAAGCAAGCUCCACAAUGUCGCGGUCGUUGUCGAGGAAUGCUUUGAAUUUCCUGACGAUGGUUCUGAAAUGGUGUAUUUUAACGGUAACCGCAGCACAUCUCUAUCCGCAGAAGACCUUCGACUUCAAAUUUGCUAUGACCUCGGCGCUUACUAUUUCUGCAUCAACGAAUGUGAUCGUUGCCAAGUACUUUUCCGCACAUUUCCGAUUCCGUUGACCAAAGUAAUACAAACUGACUGCGUUCGAUUGCAUGCCGAACAUUACACGAUGAACGAGGCUGAGAUUAAUGGUUACCAGGCUGCGUUAGGAAUCGGGCCUGGCCAAGAGCUGAUCGUCGAAUCUUUCGAUGACUUGAACUUCCGUCAGAUCACGGAUUCCAUACUCAAUGAUAAGGUUGACGGCAAACUUACUUUACAAGGAUAUCAGUGCCAAAAAGGUGUCGCUGACGAAGAGAUACUGCCUCGAGCAGGCUGCAUUGGAGUCCAGGCCCUGCAAAUAAUUCGUAGCACGUGCAUGCCUCAGGAAUGGGAGCUGAUCAUCGCCAAUUUAAGACGGGAAUGUAAAAUUUCUAGCCAUGAUGACCUGUUCAAGUGUCUCCUCGACUGGAAUGUGCCGUCGAGUUCGCUAUCAGAAAAAGGUGGCACACGGGAUGACGUUGCAACAGCUAUUUCUUCGAUUGAGAGCAUCGAAGACAUUGAACCAGCUUUCACAAAGAACUGGGAUAUCAGUUGGCAGAUAAUGAAAAGUUUCGAUCCAGAAGAGUUGAAAUCGCUUGUCCUACGGUUCGCGAAAUACCGUCUUUCACAGCAUUAUACUGUGCCGCUGACCAUGCAAGAUACGUUGAUGCGCCUCCCACGAGGGGUUUAUCACGACGUUGUGGAACUUGCUUGUUGUAAAGUUCAACAGUUGGCGAAUCUUGGCUGUAUGGAAUCCGCCAGCCGGAUGAUGGAUUUCUGUGUGAAAGAGAUUCAGCCUGUGAUUGGUGAAGUCUCGCUUGACGUGCGUUUCGAGCAAAUGCGUUUCGAGCUUGUGCGAUGGCACGAAUUGUUGCGGCGAAGCGGCGACCUUGAGGCGCUGAGUACGCUAACGCAGGAAUUGGCGUUGAAAGUAAAGUCGUACAUAUCAGAGUGCAAAAAAAUGCCAGAUGUAGAUCCGAACAGCGAGAUGAGUUUGCUCGUUUCCUGCUUCCUGUUGAAUACUUGCGACUGGGAGUAUAUAAUCAAGAAGUGUAACGACUUUCGUAGCCGUUUUAUGGAUUUUGCCAAGGUGCUGGCAGCCGUUUGCUAUAACUUCACCUGUUCGAACAAGGACGUACAAUCUGUUGGUUAUGAGUUUUUUCACAUCAUCACGCCGACGCUGCUUAGCGCUGGUCAAAUCAAACGCACCGCCUCCGGAGCCCAACAACUGGUCGUUCGCGAGGGCAGCGCCCAUCUGCUCAGUAAAGAACAAUUGACUCCGAUGCUGAAGCUAAUCAAGGAGCAAACGUCUAUAACGAUUUUACUGUCAUUCUUCGCCAAGUUGUAUAACUGUCGUCAAAGCGGUGCGUCGGAAAUAUAUUCUGAACGAAAUUCUUUGUGGCCAAGUACAUUCGCAGACGCUCAGAAUAUACCCGAGGAUUACCUGAAAGAGGUGAUGACCGCCUGUCUUGAAAACGCGUUCCUCGUCAAUGCUACCAACACGGCGUGGCUGAGAACGAUGGCCGAAUUCAGAUUCGUGUGCGGUGACUUCAGUUCUGCGAUGCAGUACUACAUGCAGUGCUUGGCUGCGCACACCGAUUACUUUUCAAGGCCACCUUCGGACAGCUUGUUGGACACAAAGAUGGUGUCGAACAUGAUCAAAUGUUGCAACUCAUUGCGGCUGUUCACGGUCGUCGCCCUGCUCUGUCAACUGUACACGCCGACUGAUUAUGGACAGGCCGUGACUGCAAUUCAAAAGGAGAUCGUCCAUGAUGGCAGUGACAUAUGGUAUCCGUUCAUCUGGGAUGUGACGCUUCUUGAAUUUCUAAUGAGUAAGUAUAAGUCGACCAGUCAGUCUUGUACGUAUUAA